Papilio polytes (common Mormon) is the source of this 641-nucleotide messenger RNA. RefSeq names its product cytochrome c oxidase subunit 4 isoform 2, mitochondrial-like. Gene Ontology annotation, biological process: mitochondrial electron transport, cytochrome c to oxygen. The record is from RefSeq and is a predicted model, not a curated record. Bases 35 to 553 code for a protein of 172 amino acids. The transcript is spliced from 4 exons. Lineage: Eukaryota; Metazoa; Arthropoda; Insecta; Lepidoptera; Papilionidae.
CAAACGUCACUCAAAAGUGAUUUCAACCAGCAAAAUGUCAUACGCAUUAUUAAAUUUAUGCAAACGUAAUAUUAACUGCAUUACUAGAGCGAUUCACAAUAAAUGUAGGAUUGGUUGCAGGGAUGUGGUUGGUCAUGGCGUCAACGGCAGCGCGACAUAUCGAGAUGACCCUCUCUUUCCAUUCCCUAGUGUGAGGUUCAAAGAGAAUACAAAGGAUAUCAGUGCUCUACGUGAGAAAGAGAAAGGUGAUUGGAGACAGUUAUGCUGCGAAGAGAAGAAGUCACUCUACCGAGCAUCUUUCUGCCAGACGUUCGCGGAGUUCCAAGCCCCAACUGGCACUUGGAAGUUUAUAGCUGGCUGGGUGGUGAUAGCUACUUCUUUCGCUUGGUGGUUUGUCAUGUAUUUUCACUAUUACGUGUACGAGCCACUCCCCGCGUCGUUUUCUAAGCUAGCUCAGAAAGCACAAUUGCGAAGAAUGCUGGAGCUCCGCGUGAAUCCGAUAGACGGAAUAUCCUCUAAGUGGGAUUAUGACAACGACAAAUGGAAGGACUAAACUUGUGGACCUUAAUAUUUACGACUGAGGAUAAUUUCUAAUUUGGUACACUUAUAAUUUCUCUUCAAUAAAUUGAAUUAAACGAUAA